Callorhinus ursinus (northern fur seal) is the source of this 2215-nucleotide messenger RNA. It is a transcript of the gene SOWAHC, whose product is annotated as sosondowah ankyrin repeat domain family member C. The record is from RefSeq and is a predicted model, not a curated record. Lineage: Eukaryota; Metazoa; Chordata; Mammalia; Carnivora; Otariidae. Gene Ontology annotation, molecular function: protein binding.
AUGGAGGGGCCGGCGGAGCUCAGCCCCGAAGCCGUGCUGCGCUUCCUCUCGGAGCGCGGGGGUCGGGCCCGGCAAGCCGAACUGGUGCAGCACUUCAGGGGUGCCCUGGGCGGCGAGCCCGAGCAGCGCACCCGCGCCCGCGCCCUUUUCAAGGAGCUGGUCAAUGCGGUGGCCACGGUGCGCACCGACGCUGCCGACGGCUCUAAGUACGUGCACCUUAAGAAGAGGUUCUUGGAGGGGGCCCCACCGUCCGAAGCCGUGCCCCUACGGGACCUGCCCAGUAUCUCGGUGACUCCAGAGCCCGAGUCCAGCAGUUGCGCCCCUGGGGCGCCCGACGGCCUGGUCGAGACCCGGGAGAGCGGCCUGUGCGCAGAGGCGGCGUCCCCCGAGGCGUCCCCAAGUCCGCGUUGCGAGCCGAGCGAUGGGGAGCCCCCGGCCGCAGCGCUUGGGCAGCCAAGCCCGGCCGGCGAGAGCCGGAACGGGCCGCCCCUGAGCGGCGGUGCCCCGAGGAAAAACUCGCGGCGAGACAUGCAACCUUCCCCCCAGGGACCGGUCUCCGGGCCCAGCGAGGACCUGGCGGCCCCGCCCCACGGCUGCGGCGAAAUGGACUCGGGCAGUUCCCCCGGGGGGGUAACCACCCCUAGGUCUACCCGCCAGAACCUCCGGGACCUUGUGAUGGGCAGCUCCCCGCAGCUGAAGAGGAGCGUCUGUCCCGGGGGGAGCAGCCCGGGGAGCUCCUCUGGGGCAGUACGCGGCAAAGGCGGGGGCGACUCAGACAGCGCAUCAGUCGCUUCGUCGUCGGCAGAGGAGGAGAGCAGCGGCGGGGGUUCAGUGACGCUGGACCCUCUAGAACACGCCUGGAUGCUCUCAGCCUCUGACGGCAAGUGGGACAGCCUGGAAGGGUUGCUCACCUGCGACCCCGGCCUGCUCGCCAAGCGAGACUUUAUCACCGGCUUCACCUGCCUGCACUGGGCCGCCAAGCACGGCAGGCAGGAGCUCCUGGCCAUGCUGGUCAACUUCGCUAACAAACACCAGCUGCCAGUGAACAUCAACGCCAGGACAAGCGGAGGUUACACUGCCCUGCACUUAGCUGCCAUGCACGGGCACGUGGAGGUGGUGAAGUUGCUGGUGGGGGCUUACGACGCAGACGUGGACAUCAGGGACUACAGUGGGAAAAAGGCUUCUCAGUACCUGAGUCACAGCAUCGCGGAGGAAAUCAAGAACCUGGUGGGAGCCCUGGACGAGGACGAUGGAGAGAGUGCCACUGGCAGCGGGGGUGGGCGUUGGAGGUUUUCAAAGGUGCUCCCUUCACACCUCAUCACCUACAAACUGUCACAUGCCCUGGAGGAUGGAGGGGAUCAUCACCAUCACCACCACCACCACCACCACCACCACUUGACUGAGGGAUGGGCUGGAGCCAAAGCAAAGGAUCCAGGUCGCAAGGCCCCCGGCAGCUCUAGCGGACGAAUAAAACCCAGACUCAACAAAAUCCGCUUCCGCACCCAGAUCAUCCACACUACACCCUCUUUUAGAGACCCGGAGCAGCCACUGGAGGAGGGGGAGGAGGAAGAGGAGGAUCGACCUCUUAAAGGCCACUCAUCCUCAUUCAAACUAAGGCCGAAGUCCAAUGUAUUUGGGUAAAAAUAAUUCCUUUUAGAAAAUUCUAGGUUUAUUGGUCUUCAGGAAUAGAAUACAGUGUAGGCAAGGAAGAGAGACCAGAAAAGAAGCUAAAUUCUACAUUCUUACUUGGGGAGUUGGAAUGGGUGGGAGGAAUUCCCCCUAGCAUUCUGUGUGAAGUAGGUUUCCCAGUGAUUUUUUUCAUCAAACCGUGCCCUAGGCCUCUUUUCCCUAUGCCACCCCUUUGCCCUGGAGUCCCUGUUUCUGAGGACUGGAAAUGUAUUUAAAUUGGGUGUACAGAAUUGAUGAUUGAGGGUUCCUUUGAUUUUACCAUUACUGGAUGCCAUGCAAAAUAAGGAAUAUUGCACUUUUAUGUUUCUGUUUUUAAAAGUGGUUACUCUUACAAGAGCAACAAGAAAUGCAAGUUGUAAUGAAAUUGUAAGUGUGAACAAAAUUACAUACUGCUCUGGUUUUUUGUUUUUUACUAAUUGCAUUUACCUUUUAAAAUACUACUGAAAGUCAGGUCAAAGUUGAAAAGCGACAAUACUAUUUAGAGAAUAAUGUGAAUAAAAAUGGUAACUUGUUUGUAUUGUAAGUA